Molecule: messenger RNA, 414 nt
Organism: Bipolaris zeicola 26-R-13
Lineage: Eukaryota; Fungi; Ascomycota; Dothideomycetes; Pleosporales; Pleosporaceae
Exons: 1
Source: RefSeq, a predicted model, not a curated record
AAUCACUGCGGAACCACGGCAGAGGAAGCGCGUAAACGGGGAUGUCAAUUCGAGAUGCACAACUUCGCUUGGGUACCACCGCAAUGUUACGAUAAAGAACUCGGCCACGAUUGGAAUUCCUACAAUGGUUGGGAAUUUUCUUGGACAGCAAAUGAUAGUUCUGCAACUAAUGCGUCAUUUAUCCAAGAGUGCCGGAAUGGUAAUAUCGAGGCUGCUUGGGUUCCGUGGUAUCAACACAUGGCACAUUGCUCAUUUAUUUUAAAGAAGUAUCUUCGUUCUGUUAUGUUCGAUCGACCAAUGGAUAACUGGACUUCGGACUGGCACCACAAUGAGCAUUGUACAAACAUGAUGGCACGUCCGAACGUCAACCCCUACCUUUUCAACAGUCUCCUACAUCUAAAGUUUCCAGUUUGC